Linum trigynum is the source of this 864-nucleotide messenger RNA. The record is from the annotation of a GenBank genome assembly. NCBI's taxonomy places the organism in Eukaryota, Viridiplantae, Streptophyta, Magnoliopsida, Malpighiales, Linaceae.
AUGGAGAAACGCCGGUCUGAACUGACUCCAGAGACGCGAGGAAUUCUCGUGGACUCGUUGGUGAAGCUAGCGGAAAAGAAACAGCUCCGCCCCGAAACUCUGUUUCGCGCCGUCGCCUACAUCGACAGAUACCUGUCUCUGGACCAUCGGAUUCGUACCACCACACGACGCCGUCUUCGUUUACUCGCUGCUUCUUCAAUGCUCAUUGCCUCCAAGUACGAAGAAGUUGACCAACUUAAUGUGGCGGAUCUUGUCAACAUCGCGGGUACUAAAUCCAGACAGGAGGUGCUCAAUAUGGAAAUGGAGAUACUGAAGAAGUUGAAAUUCGAAAUGGGUGCUCCCACGAUACACACGUUCCUCGGUGAGCUUUGUGAAGUUGUUGCUCAAGAGGAGAUGAUGGAGAUGAAAUCGCAGCUCCACUUCAUGGCUUCCUACGUGGCUGAGCUGAGUUUGUGGGAUUGUCGUCUCGGCUCGGAGUUCUCUUCGUCUCUAGUUGCUGCGUCGGUGAUGUUUCUUUCCAGAUUCAUAAUCAAGCCGGAUGUUCACCCUUGGAAUGAUAGCUUACAACGCCACUCUGGAUACAAGCCACCACAGCUAAAAGAAUGUGUACUUAUCAUGCACGAUGAUCUGAAUUCAGGCAGAAAAAGAAAACGCGACGACGACUCGGACUAUGUGCGUACCAAGUAUAGCACGGAAAAGUUCAAAUGUGUAACUGCUGUGGAUUCACCGGGCGAGAUACCUCUCCUAUUCUUUGAAGAUACGGCUUUCGAAUCGAAGAAGGGAGUGCGGCGGGGCGACUCGGCGGCGAGCACGGCUCCGGUUUGCAGCAAAUUCCUCAGAUCACGGAACGGCACUUCCUGUUGA